Messenger RNA from Triticum urartu, 771 nucleotides. RefSeq names its product protein CURVATURE THYLAKOID 1B, chloroplastic. The record is from RefSeq and is a predicted model, not a curated record. Gene Ontology annotation, cellular component: thylakoid; chloroplast thylakoid membrane. NCBI's taxonomy places the organism in Eukaryota, Viridiplantae, Streptophyta, Magnoliopsida, Poales, Poaceae.
AAAUCUUUGCUUCACCCCACCACAAAAAUCUUGCUCCCAAAUCACGCCCGCGGUCUUACCCUCCUCCUAGGCAGAACAGAGGCAGUGAUUCCACGGGCCAUCACCUACUGCCUACCAUGGCCGCCACCUGCCGCCUCGCCGCGCCACUGGGUCUCGCCCCGCUGCCUCGCAGGUGCGCCGGCGUCAAGAGCGUAGCUCUCUCGAUAGGCACCACCAAGAUAGCUACACGGACACGGAGCGUCGCGGUGAGGGCGGGCGACGGCCCGGCGGAGACGCCGGAAAUCCUCAAGGCUGCGCAGGACGCGUGGGCAAAAGUUGAGGACAAGUACGCCGUGGCCACCAUCGGCGUCGCCGGGCUCGUCGCGCUCUGGACAGCAGUGGGGGCGCUCAAGUCCAUUGACAAGCUUCCUAUCUUGCCUGGUGUGUUGGAGCUCGUUGGAAUCGGGUACACAGGAUGGUUCACAUAUCGCAACCUCAUCUUUCAGCCAGACAGGGAAGCUCUGAUCAGCAACAUCAAGAGCACAUACAACGAAAUCACUGGGAGCAGCAGCUAAUUAUGCAACAUUUGCAAGAUGACGGCAGUAAACAGAGGGUAACUACAUCAGUGGGCAACCAUUCGAAAAUCAACAAGUAGUGACAUCUCACAUGGAUGUUACUGUAUUUUUCUAUUCCUUUUGGCUUAAGUGAAAGAAAAACUUUGCUGGUGAGCAUGUAACUUAGUUCGAAUUUCUAAUCUACAACUAUGAUAUAUUCCAGUUCAUUUCCAGACAA